This is a messenger RNA of Ceratosolen solmsi marchali, 604 nucleotides long. Its product is annotated as acyl-coenzyme A thioesterase 13. The transcript has 3 exons. Gene Ontology annotation, molecular function: fatty acyl-CoA hydrolase activity. Lineage: Eukaryota; Metazoa; Arthropoda; Insecta; Hymenoptera; Agaonidae. The record is from RefSeq and is a predicted model, not a curated record. The coding region runs from base 119 to 544 and encodes 141 amino acids.
CAAGUUACAUAAUUCAAGUUAAAUAUAACAAUAUUCAUGACUCAGUGUUUCGGUAACAUGUUCCUCGUAUUACAAUUCUCAUUAUCAAAAAAUUGUUAAUUAUAAUUUCAUUCUUACAAUGUCAAAAGCUGCAGAAUUAAUCAAAUGCAUUUUUGAUAAAACACGUUUAUCCAAAAGCUUUGGUCAGGUUUUGAAAAAUGCCAAAAUAGUGUCUGUCGAAGAUGGAAAGGUGAAAGCUGAAUUAAAAAUUUGUGAAGACCAUUUAAAUUUGGGAGGAUCUCUACAUGGAGGCUAUAUUAGUACUCUUGUUGACUGCUUUUCAACCUAUGCUUUAAUGGCUUACAAAAAUUCACCUCCCGGUGUAUCGGUAGACUUACAUGUUACAUUUCUGAAACCAGCAUUUUGUGGCGAUGUAGUAAUAAUCGAUGCAAAAACUGUUAAGGUUGGUCGAAGAUUAGCAUUUCUUAAAGUUAAAAUCCUAAAAGCGGAUGAUGGAGCAAUUGUCGCACGUGGUAUUCAAACGAAAUUUAUUGGUGGAGACUAAAAAUAUAUGGUCUAUACGUAAAUUGUAAUUACACACAUAUAGAAAAAUGUUUGCUCUUCA